Molecule: messenger RNA, 918 nt
Organism: Aspergillus brunneoviolaceus CBS 621.78
Lineage: Eukaryota; Fungi; Ascomycota; Eurotiomycetes; Eurotiales; Aspergillaceae
Exons: 1
Coding region: 1-918 (305 amino acids)
Biological process (GO): nucleobase-containing compound metabolic process
Molecular function (GO): nucleic acid binding; 3'-5' exonuclease activity
Source: RefSeq, a predicted model, not a curated record
AUGGCCAAAGAGACCACUUUUAUCGACACUCAAGACGGGCUCAAGGGUCUCGUCGAUCUCAUAGCACGGCAGGACACCUGGAUGGGGGACUUUAAGCCUCUGCUCUACAUAGAUCUGGAAGGCAGAAAGCUCAGCCGCCAUGGUACAAUAUCCCUAAUGACCGUGCUUGUGAGUCCCGGUCACGGUUUGAUGUCUCCACGCGUCAUAGACAUCCAUUCUCUUGGCUCUGUAGCCUUCUCCACGACCGGACAGCGUGGAAAUAGUCUCAAAGACAUAUUAGAGUCGCCACAGAUCAUCAAAGCAUUCUUCGACGUGCGAAAUGACUCGGACGCACUCUAUGCUCAUUACGGGGUCAGGCUACAGGGUGUCCGGGAUAUUCAGCUCAUGGAGAGCGCUGGUCGGCCGAAUACCCCUGGGCGGAAGUAUCUCUCCGGCCUGUCCAAAUGCAUCGAACAAGCUCUUUUCAACGCACGAGAAAGGGAGAAAUGGAUGCUGGACAAAACGAAUGGGGAGGCCUUAUGGAAUCCCCAAAAGGGCGGCUCAUACAGUGUGUUUGACAAAAGGCCACUCUUGGACGCGAUCAUCAGGUAUUGCGUGGGUGACGUACAGUAUCUACCGACUCUUUAUACGCGAUAUCGCCAUUCAACCGACCUUUGGAACCAGCUCAUUGCCGAGGCAUCGCAGAAGCGAGUGUCGCUCUCACACGCAGUUGAAUACCAACCGGAAGGCCCAGGGCGCGCACUGAGUCCUUGGAGCCCCGAGCAGAACAAGCUACUUGAUGAGUGGAAUGCCCCGCCUCCGCGGCCAUCAGGAGAUUAUUUUUCGUACGACUCAGACUCGGAUGAUGGUUGGUACCCUUAUGAUGACAAUGACUUUGAGGAUUGGACGAGAGCACCGUGGCAGGGCCCCCCCUCAUAG